ACCCUCACAUAUAUUCGUAUUUGUAUAUCUUCUUCUAUGCCUCUGCCUCUGGCGUUUUCCUGAUAGCAUACUUCCAUGGCGGGUCUCUUGAACUCUUCCUCAAAACCCACUGUGUCUUCUUCUUAUUCUUCAACAUCAUCACCAUCUUCCUCGCGUCUGUUAUUGCUCGUAACCCUUCUUCCUCUCUCCCUCGCCUGUUUCGCCUUCGUUCUUCAAUGGCGUGGCGGACUCGACGACCCGGUUACUCAUUGGUCCACCGAUCAUCACGAGUUCCCCGGAAUGGCCACAAUCCACGAGAAACGGUCCUUGCGACGUUCAGGUUCUGAUUCGGGCUGCGUUGAUCUUCUAGGUCAGAGUCGUGCCCCUUCGUUUCCCUAUUUCCGAGACUGGAAAUUUGAUUACCAUUCGGAUCUGAAACCUAGGAUAUGCAUUACAACAAGCACUUCCGCUGGCUUAGAGCAAACACUUCCAUGGAUUUUCUUUCACAAAGUUAUUGGAGUUUCAACAUUUUAUCUAUUUGUUGAGGGAAAGGCUGCAUCCCCAAAUGUGUCUCGAGUUUUGGAGACAAUUCCCGGUGUAAAAGUUAUACACAGGACAAAAGAAUUGGAAGAACAGCAGGCUAAAAGCCGGAUAUGGAAUGAGACUUGGUUGUCGAGCUUCUUUUACAAACCGUGUAACUACGAGUUAUUCGUGAAACAGUCCUUGAAUAUGGAAAUGGCAAUCACCAUGGCUAAGGAUGCUGGUAUGGAGUGGAUAAUUCAUCUUGACACCGACGAGCUUAUACAUCCUUCUGGAACUCAUGAAUAUUCCUUACGGAAAUUGCUGGGAAAUAUCUCUGCAGAUGUGGAUAUAGUUAUCUUUCCAAAUUAUGAGAGCAGCGUUGAACGAGAUGAUAUCAAGGAACCUUUCAGCGAGGUAUCAAUGUUCAAGAAGAAUUAUGACCAUCUUCCGAGAGAUGUUUACUUUGGAAGCUAUAAAGAGGCCACUCGUGGAAAUCCAAACUAUUUCCUAACCUAUGGAAAUGGAAAAGCUGCUGCCCGUGUUCAGGACCAUCUUCGUCCCAAUGGUGCUCAUCGAUGGCACAACUACAGGAAGAGUCCAAAUGAGGUCAAACUAGAAGAAGCUGCCGUGCUGCACUACACUUAUCCCAGAUUUUCAGAUCUUACUUCAAGGCGUGAUCGUUGUGGUUGCAAGCCCACUAAGGUGGAUGUUAAGAGAUGUUUCAUGUUGGAGUUUGACAGAGCUGCAUUUAUCAUUGCUUCAACCGCGAGUUCAGAGGAAAUGCUUCAAUGGUACAGAGAACAUGUUGUGUGGACGGAUGAAAAACUGAAACUGAAACUCCUUAGGAAGGGGAUUCUGACCAGAAUUUAUGCCCCAAUGGUAAUAAUCCAAGAGUUAAGAGAGGCGGGUGUUUUCAGCUCGGUGGUAACCUCAGCUCACAUGUCUCUCUCAAAAGAUGGGAACAACUCUUCAAGCACAUUAAGCUCUACCCGAGAAUCAUCUCAGGCAACUGGUAGGAGGAGGGUUUUGGAAGCCCAUCUUGAUCUUGACAAUGAAUCUCAAGCAUCAGCAAUACCACCGCAAUCGCCUCCAAGAUUGGAAGCAACCCAGAGGGAACCAUCAUCUGAAUAGUGCUGUUUUACAAAGAGUGGGAUUUUUUUUAGAAAGAUUUUAUGAGCUCUGGUGUACAUUUCGAAAAGUAUUUUCGUUUAGGUUAUACAGAUGGUUCUACAGAAUUACAGAUGAAUAGGAAUUAGAAGAUUGGCAGGCUUCUAUAGUUCUAUCUUAUGUAACAUUCAGAAAUA
Molecule: messenger RNA, 1805 nt
Organism: Eutrema salsugineum
Lineage: Eukaryota; Viridiplantae; Streptophyta; Magnoliopsida; Brassicales; Brassicaceae
Product: glycosyltransferase-like At3g57200
Exons: 11
Coding region: 76-1632 (518 amino acids)
Biological process (GO): cellulose biosynthetic process; response to abscisic acid
Source: RefSeq, a predicted model, not a curated record